UUCCGAGUAUAUAUUAUUGAAGCAAAUGUUUCUUACAUAGGUUCUGUGUUUUGCUGCCAUUUACAGCCAAAGGCUGGCAGAUUGGCUGUGACUGGAGCAGAGGAUGAUAUGGCAUAUGUUUGGGAAACACAUUCAGGAGAAGUAGUGUUACAAUGCAAGGGCCACAAGGACUCUGUGACCUGUGUUAGAUUCAACUAUGAUGGGUCUUACGUUGCAACUGGAGACAUGAGUGGUGUCAUACAAGUAUGGAAAAUAGCUAACAAGUUACAAGUAUGGGAAACAUGUAUUGGCGACCUGACUUGGCUGAGGUGGCAUCACGGAGCAAAUGUCUUGCUAGCUGGAACUGAGUCGGGGGAGGUAUACGUGUGGAGAAUUCCAGGAGGAGAAUGCAAAGUGUUGCCUGGCCAUGGUGACAAAGCAGACUGUGGACUCAUGUUGCCUGAUGGCAAACGUAUGGCGAUAGGUUAUGCAGAUGGCUCACUUAAAAUAUUUGACACAAAGACUGCGACAGUAUUACACCACGUACCUCAAGGACAAGCUCACACUGGUACAAUUACUGACAUGGACUGCCAUCCUGAUAACAACUUGCUUAUCUCUAGUAGUGUGGAUGGACAUGCUGUUGUGCUCAAAACUCAAACUGGAAAGAAUCCUUGGUCCAACAGCUCUUCAGCAGUAUGCGGAGAAGAGGGUGGGUUUACCGAGGAAUAG
Messenger RNA from Zootermopsis nevadensis, 708 nucleotides. Lineage: Eukaryota; Metazoa; Arthropoda; Insecta; Blattodea; Termopsidae. The record is from RefSeq and is a predicted model, not a curated record.